AAUUGUGAUAAAACGGUGUUAUCUUUUAAAAUUUAUAAGUAAUUUUAUUCGGUAAAAUAACUGCGCAAAUAACGGUAACGUCGCGAAAUUAACGCGUGUUGCAUCCAAGUAAAAUACUCAACAAAAUUUCGGACGAUUUGAGCGCCCAAAUAUGCCUGUGGACACGCGUGAGCUAAUGGAGGCUAUUGCCAUCAUAGCCGACGAGCAGCAAGUGCGUGUCGCCGUCAAACAAUCGGCCAAAGGUGCUGCCAUUUGUGCCGCUUCUUCCUUCGCUGGCGGCAUGCUAAUGGGUCCUGUGGGUCUGGCCAUUGGUGGCGCCGCCGGUGGCAUUGCAGCCUACAAAAUGACCAGCGGCAAAUUCCGACCCUUGGGCGAGGUCAUACUCAAUGAUUUGACGGACAGGCAACGGGAGCAAUUGGUGCAGCACGUGUCCAAAGCGGUGGCCGAAAUACAUCCGAGCGAUGUGGUCAUGCUCUUGCCAUUGUUAAUGAAUAAUGCAUCCAUACAGCAGGCUGUGCUCAAAACGGUCGUUUCGUUUGUAUCCAAUGAGCUGCGGAUGCAGAUCAUUGACUGAUACUACGGUCAGCUUGGAUGCCAGCUACCCACCCAAAAGACAGGGAACAAAUGCAGCUGCACGAGUGUUUUUUAUAACAUUUAUAUAUGUUGUAUGUAUUUAGUUCAUAGGCCAUGCACAGAAACUGGAGCAGUGCACAAUUUUAGCUCUCUGAAUGUGAUUUGUAAAAAAUUAUCAAUAAAUACUGUUUACUUAA
Messenger RNA from Scaptodrosophila lebanonensis, 770 nucleotides. Its product is annotated as protein C19orf12 homolog. Lineage: Eukaryota; Metazoa; Arthropoda; Insecta; Diptera; Drosophilidae. The transcript is spliced from 2 exons. Bases 152 to 574 code for a protein of 140 amino acids. The record is from RefSeq and is a predicted model, not a curated record.